UGCAGCCAAAGCCACGUCAUAUUUUGUAUGCUUUGUGACUUAGGAGUGUGGAGUAUUUCUCGAUCCUCUUAUAAAAUUUACUUUUAAACAUCCGAAAAUAUGAAUAUAUUUCGACUCUUAGGUGACUUAUCACAUCUUCUUGCAAUUAUUAUUCUUCUUCUCAAAAUAUGGAAGACACGAAGCUGUGCCGGUAUUAGUGGCAAAUCGCAAAUUUUAUUUGCAAUUGUAUAUACAACGCGUUAUCUAGAUUUGUUAACAACAUAUAUAUCAGCAUACAAUACAUUUAUGAAAAUCAUUUUUAUUGCAACUUCCUAUACUACAGUUUUUUUAAUGUAUGUGAAAUUCAAAGCUACAUAUGAUCAUAAUCAUGAUACUUUUAGAAUUGAAUUUUUAAUUCUACCCACGUCACUGUUGGCAUUAUUAAUUAAUCAUGAAUUCACAAUUAUAGAGAUUCUAUGGACAUUUAGUAUUUAUUUGGAAUCUGUAGCAAUAUUGCCACAAUUAUUUUUGGUAUCAAAAACAGGAGAAGCUGAAAGCAUUACCAGUCAUUAUCUUUUCGCUUUGGGAUGUUAUAGAGGCUUAUAUCUAUUAAACUGGGUGUAUCGUUACUAUGCAGAAAAUUAUUAUGAACUAAUUGCUAUAGUUGCUGGUUUAGUGCAAACAAUUCUUUAUUGUGACUUUUUCUACCUCUAUAUUACCAAAGUAUUGAAAGGCAAAAAAUUACAACUACCUGCUUAGUUGUAUAAAAAUAUUAUCAUGAAGAAUUCUAUAUUGCUCAAAUGAGCAAUAUCAUCAUUAAUUAAAUUUAUAUAAUAUAAAUUUUGGCAAUCUUUAAGAAAUCGAGGAAUGCUCGUGUACAAAGUAUACAUUUUAUUAAUUGUAAAGCAUUCCAUUUUGUUGUAUUUUCAUCACAAAACAUCCAUGUAUAAUUUUUCAUCUUUAUCCUAUAUAGUUACAUUUAUAUUUUAAACUGUUACUUUCUCAUUGGUUUUUCAGCAUAUUGCAUCUUUAAAUAAUAUAUAAU
This is a messenger RNA of Apis laboriosa (Himalayan honeybee), 1024 nucleotides long. RefSeq names its product ER lumen protein-retaining receptor (gene KdelR). The coding region runs from base 100 to 738 and encodes 212 amino acids. Gene Ontology annotation, biological process: protein retention in ER lumen; endoplasmic reticulum to Golgi vesicle-mediated transport. Gene Ontology annotation, cellular component: cis-Golgi network; membrane; endoplasmic reticulum. Gene Ontology annotation, molecular function: ER lumen protein retrieval receptor activity. NCBI's taxonomy places the organism in Eukaryota, Metazoa, Arthropoda, Insecta, Hymenoptera, Apidae. The transcript has 3 exons. The record is from RefSeq and is a predicted model, not a curated record.